Eleginops maclovinus (Patagonian blennie) is the source of this 5561-nucleotide messenger RNA. RefSeq names its product discs, large (Drosophila) homolog-associated protein 4a (gene dlgap4a). The transcript is spliced from 11 exons. The record is from RefSeq and is a predicted model, not a curated record. Gene Ontology annotation, molecular function: molecular adaptor activity. Gene Ontology annotation, biological process: signaling. Gene Ontology annotation, cellular component: postsynaptic specialization; glutamatergic synapse. NCBI's taxonomy places the organism in Eukaryota, Metazoa, Chordata, Actinopteri, Perciformes, Eleginopidae. The coding region runs from base 1 to 3321 and encodes 1106 amino acids.
AUGAAAGGGUUAGGAGCCAACCGCAGCCGCCACCUGUCUGACUCCUGUGAGCCAGCGGGAUGCCCACAGAAGCCUCUCUAUCCUUUAACCUCUGACCCUCACAGUCCUUUUCUGUUGAGCCCCACCAUAAACCACUAUGGCACCCUGGACCACCAUCUCCACCAGUGUUCUCCCACCAGCCCAACCAGCCCAAACGCCAUGACCCCUGACUGUCUGCUGCCCUUCACCCAGAUUUCCAACAGCAGCACCUUCCCUCGUCUGCACUACACCUCCCAGUCGGACCAGGUUGACUGCUCCCAGGCCUGUAUGGCUGGGGGUGUUGGAGUUGGGCAGGGCGGCAGGCAAAAUCCACUCUCCACCUCCUUGUCUAUGGGCAUGGGCUUGGGUCUAGGCCUUACUGGGGCUCCGAUGAUCACCAGUGGAUCAGCCACCAUCUCCUCGGCAGCAGCAGCCAAGAUGAAUCGGUUACCCUCCAACCUUUUGGAUCAGCUGGAGAGGCACCUGCCCUUACAGCGGGACGGCUUCAGCACACUGCAGUUUCACAGAGGACGUAUGUCUAAGCAACGCAGCGAGAGCCCCGGACGCAUACGCCACCUGAUGCAUUCUGUGCAGAAACUAUUCGCUAAAUCCCAGUCCCUGGAAAAUUCUGCAAUCAAAGGCAACGUAAAUGGGCGCUCUGCUGGAGGGACGACUGGCACAGGAUCCGGUGAGGAGGGUGGUAGACCAUCACGCAGGAGCAAGAGUAGAGACAGGGCUAAAACUGAGGGGCCAAAGCAGAGACCGAGGCCCAAUGCACUAGGCUUCUGGAGCUCAGACGACACCCUGGACACUGACUCUACCAAAACUGGCACUCUUGCUGUUGGUUACCGCAACCCGCUGACCAUGAUGACUCUUGGUCGAGCGGUGUCAGACAGCCAGGCCGGUCCCAGACACAUCCCACAGGGCUACAACACCAUUUCUGCACAUAGCUUAAAGACCUCGAAAAGCAGCAGUGACCUCAAGUUUCUGGCAUGCCAGGCCACACAGGUAGGAUCCAAGGAUGGAUUCAGAGGAAGCAAGGAUGACAUACUGGUGAAGAGGGGCUCCUGGUCCACUCUCACACUCAGCCAGGCCAGGCAAGUGUUGCAGAAAGGCUCGACUUCAGUUAACAGGACCCUGCUUAAAACAAAGUCAUGCCACCAAGACCUGGCACAACAGUUUCUUCAGGUCCCGAUGGGGGACUGGACAGGAACUCUGGGCCGCGGCCGGGGCAAAGGAACUGAGAUCCCCUGUCGAAGGAUGCGCAGUGGCAGCUAUGUGAAAGCUAUGGGGGACCUAGAAGACAGUGAAGAUUCAGAGGGGAGCCCCAAGCCUUCCCCUAAAGCGUCCGCCCGUCGCCAGAGCUACCUGAAGGCCACCCAGCACUCCAUGAGUGAGCAGCAGCCGCCUCUAACUCAACGCAAGCCUCGUUGCUACGCUCUCAUGCGGGAGGAUUAUCUGUGGUCUCCACUACAGAAUGCAUGCUCUAUGCAGCAUCUGAGCUCCCUGCCGUCCCUGAAAGAACUGUCAACUAAUCGGAGCCUCGAUAACUUGGACUGCCUGGUGAGUCCUACAGAGGCCCCCCCACGCUACAGGAGCAAUGAUUUCAGUCAAUGCGCUGCCACACUGGGCCGAGCCUCGGGCACGCAGGUAUACGGGCACGGCUACGGGCACUCAGUACCGUACUGUGAGGGGGAAUCGCAGGCAGUGGAGGCUCUGGAUCUGCCUGCGCCUACAUGCUUCCGGUCGCGCAGCCACAGCUACCUGCGGGCCAUCCAGGCGGGCUGCUCCCAGGAUGACGAUACGGCCUCUGCAGACUCAGACUCAUCACCACCCACCACUACAGGCCACAGCUACAGCUCCAACACAAUCAGCAAUAGGAAGGCUCCUCCUCCAGUCCCCCCCCGCACCACAUCCAAGCCCCUCAUCUCGGUGACGGUGCAGAGCAGCACAGAGUCGGCCCAGGACGUUUACCUUGACCAUCAGGACCGUGGCAGCGAGGCCAACAGCCAAUCAGGACGCAGCAACUCGUCUGACAGUCUCUGUAGCAUCCGCACGGGCAGUCUGGCAAAGGGGACCCGGCCCCCACCAGUCCCUGUCCCUGCUGCAACCCCUGCACCCACUGCAGGCUCUGUACAUCCUGUCCCAGCCCCCCGUGACCUCCCUCCUCCCACCACCACCAGCACUGUCGCCACUUCCACCACUUCCACCUCUACCCAGUCCCAACAUGACACCCUGAGCUUUGGCUUCACCCUACAGCAACCGCCGACUGCAACCAAGAGGAAACUGUCCUCCAUCGGAAUUCAGGUGGAUUGCGUUCUUCCAGUGUUGAGAGAAGAAACCCUCCCCCUGGCUGCACCCCUCACGUUUCAGUCUAUUGGAGUUCAAGUAGAGAACGGCAGGCCUCUCAGCCGGGACAGCAGCAUGGCUUCCAGACAAAAUACAGAGACUGAGCCUCAGGAGCCCCAGGAUGCCGCACCCACAGAAAACAACACAGCCAACGGCACCAACGGUCAAUCGGUGAAUGCCAGCAGACAGGACAAAGCCAUGGAACACUCCUCAGCCCCCUCCCGGAUAUCCAACUCCCCCGCGGAGACUCUGGACCCGGCUUUAGAUCCCUCCUCGCUGCCACCGCCUGAUCCCAGCCUUGAGCCCGGGAAUUGCAGCAUCGCCCCCGGAGACAAUGCUCAGCCCGGCACACCAGCUUGCCUCCGAGACGGUAACUGGUUUCUGAAGCUGCUACAGGCGGAGACGGGGCGCAUGGAGGGCUGGUGUCAACAGAUGGAGAAGGAGACCAAAGACAACAAGCUGUCAGAGAGGGUGAGAGACAGAAUGCUGGGGACGAUCCGCAGUGCAGUAGGCAGUGCGCAGCUCCUCAUCACAAAGAAGUUUGAGCAGUUCAGAGGACUCUGUAAUGAGAACUUGAACAUAAAUGCCAACCCACGACCAACAGCGCAGGACCUCGCAGGGUUCUGGGAUCUGCUACAACUCUCUAUAGAGGACAUCAGCAUGAAGUUUGACGAGCUGUACCAACUGAAAGCCAACAACUGGCAACUUCCUGAAAAACCAGAGAAGAAGGAUGAAAACAAGCCGCUUCCAUCAUCUGUGCCAAAGAAGCAGACUAAGCCCAAGCUGUCGGCAGGGAAGGACAGAAGCGUGGACUCUGCCGUGGACAAACAGCGGCAAGAAGCCAGGAAACGCUUGAUUGCCGCGAAGCGCGCCGCAUCAGUACGACAGAACUCGGCCACGGAAAGCGCCGACAGCAUCGAAAUCUACGUCCCAGAGGCCCAAACCCGCCUCUGAGAGUGAACCAGCACAGAUCAUCGAGGAAAAAAAAAUCCAGACUCACUUCAGACAUUCAUUGACAAAAAAAAACCACACACAGAGACAAACACACAGACGUACAACGGAUGCACAGAGGCCGAUCCCUCACAGCAGCUGACGGCGGGAGAAAUGUGGCGAUCACACACACCCAAAACAAUCCAGAAUAUUGCAGACCAUCACCUGCCAUGGGACAGAAAUAACCUUGACACAUGUUUAAUACUAUUGUUAUUAUUAUUAUUAUUAUUAUUGACAUCAUAAUAAUUAUUAUCUCCUAAAGUAUAUCAGGACUGUCUUAAAUGUGCAAGUAUCUUGGAUAAGGACAUCCUGUACCACGUGAGCUGAAGAAUCUUGGUAUCCCAGAAGUUUACUCCCUCUUAAAUCUCCUUUCACUGCUGAGUCUACCGGCAACUUGUGGCUGCCUGGUCGACGAGCUGAGCUACCAUACACACACACUCAGGACACACAUGCAGGUGUACUCACUGUCCACAGAGUCUUCCUGUUCUCUAUUUGUAUUAGGCUGCUACUCGUCGGGUGUGCUGUGUGCGCGUCACUGCGUACCAAUCAAAAGGAGGUGUUGGAGGUUUCAAAAUGCAGAGAACCAGAGGAAGGCAGUAGCAUAUAUAUUAUAAAUAUCACACUAUUACAAUGUUCAUUUUGUAAAUGUUGUAUACCAGAUUAUUUGUUAGAAAGAGGUCCGUGUUCAGUACCAAGGUAGUUUUUUAUAGAUCGAGUACAUGUCAUUUCAUGAUAUAUUAGCACUCCACCUCUCUUUCUCUCUUCCUCUCCUCAUCACAAACACACAGUGCACAGUCUGUGUCUGUGAAUGGCCAUCAUUAAAGUCUUACAUUUGUUUUGUUUUUGUUGUGAAGGCACGUGAGGAAUGACUGCCCUGCCAGUGAGCUACAGGAGGAAUGUAUGAAGUUGUAUGCAUUUACAGCUCAUGUUUGACUUGAUCACUGCACUUUUCCAUUCACCUCAGAUCAAGUUUGCUCACCUUCGUUUGCCUAAUUAUUCUGAAUUUCACUGCAUCCUCACGCGAUGCAGGGGACCAAGACAUUCACCACUUGAUAUGGCAUUCCCGUUCAACAGGGCUGCGUGUGAUAGGGUGGGGGUUUACUUGCCACUGGAAAGGAAACGGAACAGCAUAGCAAUAAUAAAAUCGCCUCAGAUCGAGCACCGCAGUAGAUACCAGUCUUAAAUUAUUAAACUCAACAUUUCCAAUACAACUUUAUCAUGAAGGAUGAAUGUUUAUUUCUUUAUGACUGCCCUUGAAAAUCUCAGGUUGAACACAAACUUGACAGUAAAAACCACUAUUAAUGGAUUAUUUAUUCUGUAUCCACAAAUGAUCUGGCCAAAUGCUUAAAGACAUUGACAAAUAAUUGAAAUCCAAACCACCUCAGUGUUCUUCAGUAGGAAAGAUAAGGUUUGGUGCAGUGAAGUGCGUUCUUGAUUGACUGCUUAAAUUGGCCGUCUCCUUCGCUGCCCUUUCUAGCAGCAUGAACUCCCCCCCCCCCCCCCCCCAUGUUUGUUGAGAAUGAACUGUGGUACAUAUUUUUUUAUUUAAAUUUGAAUGUCAUUUGACACGUUUGUUGACCUUCAUCCGAAAGGAAGUCGACCUAACCCUGUCUUGACUUCAGUUCUGAUAAUAAUUAACGGUGCUGCAAGGGAAUCCAUAAUGUGCCAAGAAGGCAAUGAUCAUCUGCAUUUCAGUGUCAUUUGAUGAAGCUUUUAUUUAAAGUGAUUUUAUUUAAUCUUUAGCCGUCUGUGUGCGCAUUCUCAGCAAAGUUUGUUUUUGUUUGCAUCAGCUCACUCCGGAAGCACUAUGCCUUGUCUCUGUCUCAAAUCAUGACACCAUGAAUAUGGGACUGGAUUAUUCCACAUUUAGUUUUCACAAAUAGAAAACACAAGUGCCAAAUGGUACAUGAGUGGAACUUGGCAUAGCAGAUACUCAUGCAGUGUAGUUUCACUCACUAGUUUUAGUUUUUAUCUGUAAGAGCUGGCUCUCCCCCUACUGGUCAGUCCUUGUGUGAAACUCCAGACAUCUUGUUCUGCUCCAUUUUGAAUUUUUUAGUCGACUUCACACAAGAAAAUGAGGUUGAACUGGGAAUGCUGACACAACACCAAGUUGAUGAUUUUCUUAUUCUCUUGUUUGUAAUACAUCAACAAUGGACAUGUACAUUUCAUUGUCCAAAGAAAUCAUUAAACAUCCCUUUGCUACA